CAAAACUUCGAUCUCCAUUCUACAAGCUCUAGAGUUCUAGAUAUCGAGUUCAGAUGAAUCGAAGGAAGACGAUGGUGCGAAGGUCCAUAACCGACGACGCACAACCGUCUAACGUCCAAGGCUCUUCAGGCGGCGGCUUCGCUCGACGCCGCGACUCCGACUACCGAUAUGUCAAAAGCAAGGCAAAAAGAGUGAGAUUUGCAGAUGUUAACAGAGCUCCUUUAUCAAACAACAUAUCAGAUGAUUCUUCAACAGGAUUUGAAGCAACCAGGGAUCCCCAAUCUUCUGGUAUCCCCAAAACUUCAGAGUAUGCUUUCUUUAAGAAAGUGAUGGAGGGUGCCAUUCAGCGUAAUCAACAUUCUCUGAAUAAAGAAAGUGAACAGAAAUUGAAGGAUGGCAGGCAUUGUUAUCCAAAUAUUCUACAUAAAGAGAAGGAAAAACUGAAGAAGUGUAAAACUAAUGAUUACACUAGCAAGGCCUUGAGAAAAUCCAACAUGCUGAAUUGCCAUAUUGGAGACAUCAACUUGUCAGUUCAAUCAGAAAAAGUAAGCCUUAAUAACCAGUGCCCAUUUGUCUCGCCUGAAAAUGGAAGAUGCAAGAGCCCAGGCAUGUCCAGUAGGCCCAGAAUUUCACAUCCUAAGAAUGUCACAACACUAGAUCAAAAUUUGCAGUUAUCACCACAAGUUGCUCUAAAAUUUUCAGAUAGCCACUGCUUGGCGAGUGAAGUUUUUUCUGCAAAGAGACAGAAAUUACGUCUGUGGGCAGAAACGGCUUUAUCUGGCACUGAGAACUUCAGUUCCAAGGGGUAUGAUAUGGUGACUUUGCUCCUUAGCCGUCUUUCCCCAGGUCUCAAUGAGAACAAAGGUUCAAAGCACAAAGACAAUACCGGCUGCUCACCUGUUCUAACAGAGUCAGAUCCAUCAGAGAUGAGGCACCAUCAAAGUUACAGGAUAGACUUAACUGAACCAGAAUAUGAAACAUGCCAAAGUAGUGAACUUCCCAGUUGGUCUAUUGGGACAAUAGAGAUAUUCCCUGUGGAUUGCCCUGCCUUUGCUUCUGACAAUUGUUUCACCAAAUACAAUGCAAAUACUGUUUCACACAAUGAAAUGGUGGAUAAUAGUCAUGGUUCAAAAAGUGAAACAACUAAAAGAUUGUUGAAACACAUUGAUUCACCUGUGCACUUAUUGUUUGGGAGAUCUGGAUUUACUGAUCGGUAUCAUCUUAUGGAACCAGAUAGCUUUUAUUCUCUGGAUGAAUCUCCAAAAAGGGAACCUCAAACCUUGUUACUGGAUUGGGAUUUUGACAACGAGAAAGAUGAACCUGAAAUAACAUUAGAUGUUGAGUGCUGUGAGGACAAAAUCAAUUCACCAAUCGCAACACUGCGGGAUUCUGAUUUCCACAAGAGCAUAGACACUGGGCACAAUACAAUGACAUUGUGUUCAAGAAGGGAACCUCAAGCCCUGUUGCUGGAUUGGGAUUUUGAUAAGGAGAGAGAUGAACCUGAAAUAGCAAUAAAUGCUGAUUACUGUGAGGACAAAAUGGAUUUGCAAAUUGUAACACUGAGGGAUGCUGAUCUCCAAAAGAGCAUGGAGACUGGGCACAAUACAAUGGCAUUGUGUUCAAGAAGGGAACAUCACGCCUUGUUGCUGGAUUGGGAUUUUGAUGAGAGGGACAAACCUGAAAUAGCAAUAAAUGCUGACUGCUGUGAGGACAAAAUGGAUUUGCAAAUUGUAACAUUGAGGGAUGCUGAUCUCCACAAGAGCAUAGACACCGGGCACAAUACAAUGGCAUUGUGUUCAUCAUCCUUGUUUUCUGACCAUUCUCCACAUUUAUGCGUGUUGCCAGAUUUCCAUUCAACCAGUUUGCAAGAGGAACUAUAUACCAGGGAUUUUGGAAGGAAUCUUCAGUAUAAUGAAUAUGCAAUCACAGACCCAGACUGCUUAUCCGCAGAAUAUCUUGAUCCUGAAGAAUAUGGUUAUAGUGGCAAUGCCAUUUCCUAUUUUCUAGAUUAUCCUUGGGAUGGUCCAGUCCAGGUUUUCAGUGAGAAGUGUCAUCUAAAUUCUAAUGCUUUCCUUUUGCCUAUGGCACCGAACAAUUCAGAAUGGAACAGCUUACUAGCAACUGGUUUCUCCCGGCGAAAUCAUUCUAGUCAACAUUCUUAUAGAAGUGCAUAUACUAAGUUGGAGGAAGCAUGGAACUUAGGCAGUUCAAAUUCAACAGUAGUUGAUUUUCGAGGAGAAGCAUUUGACUUUUAUGAGCAGCCAAUUUGUAACUUUCAAACAUCUUUUAACAGAAUGCUUGGAUGUCCUUUGUUGCUUAAGGACUCAAUCUGUGCUAGAUCAGAAGAAGGAACAUAUCUUGGCUCUUCUAAUGAAUGAGAGCGUAGCUGAAGAUUCAGGAUCUUCUCUUCGAAGCUCCAAAAAAUAUGUAAGCCAUGAAAAUUAUGGUACGAAGGAGUCAAACUUGGGGAGGUGUGCAAUCAAAAGAUGCUCACCAGCGCACAGGAAUAUCGUGCACAAAUGAGGUACAAUUUGAUAUGUGAACCGUGUAGCUAAAAGUCAGCAAGAAAUUUCAUUUUCAAAUUCUCUUUGAUUUGUUUCGUUCUAGGUCGGAUUUUAAUUACUCCGUAUAUAAGAUAGGU
This is a messenger RNA of Ipomoea nil (Japanese morning glory), 2641 nucleotides long. RefSeq lists its product as uncharacterized. Lineage: Eukaryota; Viridiplantae; Streptophyta; Magnoliopsida; Solanales; Convolvulaceae. The transcript has 9 exons. The coding region runs from base 54 to 2378 and encodes 774 amino acids. The record is from RefSeq and is a predicted model, not a curated record.